GGGGAAUGGAUUCUGCAGCUUGGCUUAAACCAAACUGAAUUAUUUCCAAAGUUACAAGCAGGACUAAGUUUCCCGAAAGCACAAGGGCUUUGUGGAGGAGAUGUGAAUACUUUAAAAGCUGGAUAUUGGUAAGAAGCGGGAAGAGGACAAUGAAUCUUGAAUUCGUAUGUUCAAAAGUGAAAAUAUUGGAGUUUCUGAGUUUCAAGGUAAUGUAGAAGGUAAGCAAGCAGGCAUUGUCGGUAUCCUGAGGGAUCAUGUCCAAGAACUUUACAGAACCCAAAGGCAGAGGAGAGAGCCAGGAAUGCUGGUGUCCUGAGGAACAUGCGGCAGUGGCACUGCUCUUCCUGGGCCCCUAGGGGCGCACCACUGAGAAGCAUCAAAAGCACCUUCAGUUUGGCAGUCUGGAAAAGGAGAUCUUGCAGCUGAAAUCAAGACUUCAAAAAUUCCAGUGUUGAAGCAGUUCUGAAUUGAGAUCUCAUAAUUCCCAAGAACAUAGCAAUGAGGCCUAUUCAGCAACACACAAGGAAGAACAGCCUUUACAGGCCAGGAUCCACUGCAUAUAGGAAUCUUUCUCAUUGAAAGCUACAGAGCUCAAGAGUAUCUGCAUUUGGAGAAGAGCCUGGGAAGCAGCUAUCCAAGCACUGGGUGCAUUCCAAUCUCAGGUCCCUCGUUGGCUGCUCGUCAGAUUUCUCUCUUCAAUUCCAAGCGCAUCUUAUGUAAACAAUAGUGUCUGUGAUAGUGGAUGUGAUUGUGUGCUACCUGGAUCUUCUAGCUGAAAUCCUUCCAAGAAUUUCCUUCAGUCAAUGGGAGCCACCUCCCCUGAAGUUAUGGCUCCAGGUGAAGAUUAAACAGCUGUAGAAGUGUCAUCCAAGAUUGGCCAGACUUGCAAUUUGAAGAUACCAACUGACAGUGUGUCAUCUUCCUUGAAGAGCAAGGUCAUCUUAAGAUUCCCAGAUAAUACUGAUGGAGAAUUGUACGGAAGUGACAAAGUUCAUUCUUCUAGGACUAACCAGUGUCCCAGAACUACAGAUCCCCCUCUUUAUCUUGUUCACCUUCAUCUACCUCCUCACUCUGUGUGGGAACCUGGGGAUGAUGUUGCUGAUCCUGAUGGACUCUUGUCUCCACACCCCCAUGUACUUUUUCCUCAGUAACCUGUCUCUGGUGGACUUUGGAUACUCCUCAGCUGUCACUCCCAAGGUCGUGGCUGGGUUCCUUAGAGGAGACAACGUCAUCUCCUACAAUGCAUGUGCUGUUCAGAUGUUCUUUGUAGCCUUGGCCACGGUGGAAAAUUACUUGUUGGCCUCAAUGGCCUAUGACCGCUAUGCAGCAGUGUGCAAACCCCUACACUACACCACCACCAUGACGGCCAGUGUAGGUGCCCGUCUGGCCCUAGGCUCAUAUGUCUGUGGCUUCCUAAAUGCCUCAUUCCACAUUGGGGGCAUAUUCAGUCUCUCUUUCUGUAAAUCCAAUCUGGUACAUCACUUUUUCUGUGAUGUUCCAGCAGUCAUGGCUCUGUCUUGUUCUGAUAAACACACUAGUGAGGUGAUUCUUGUUUUUAUGUCAAGCUUUAAUAUCUUUUUUGCUCUUCUAGUUAUCUUUAUCUCCUACUUGUUCAUAUUCAUCACCAUCUUGAAGAUGCAUUCAGCUAAGGGACACCAAAAAGCAUUGUCCACCUGUGCCUCUCACUUCACUGCAGUCUCCAUCUUCUAUGGGACAGUAAUCUUCAUCUACUUGCAGCCCAGCUCCAGCCACUCCAUGGACACAGACAAAAUGGCAUCUGUGUUCUAUGCUAUGAUCAUCCCCAUGCUGAACCCUGUGGUCUACAGCCUGAGGAACAGAGAAGUCCAGAAUGCAUUCAAGAAAGUGUUGAGAAGGCAAAAAUUUCUAUAAGUUUGGAAUUUUAACAUUGUUGUAUACACAAAAAUGUUGUUUCACUCAUCUCAGACUUUCCUCAUGCAAUGAGUUACAUUUGAAACCCCACAAUACAUUUAAGUUCAUGAGGUGAUAUUCUUACCUCUUUAGAAGUCAAUUUUUUAAUAAAAAUAAAAUAUUAUCAGCAAUGUAAUACCUGAAUGAGGAAGGCUAAAGGGAAAUGUUAGAAUUUUUGGAACUUGCUGGUCAAAACUUACUGAUGACAUUCGGUUUACUCACUUGUUCCCCUUGCACUUUUUCUACCACAUUCCAAUGCAAACAUACUUGUUAAACAGGGACACCAACAAGCCCACAAAAAAGUACAUGUUUAUGCCUCUUGUGGGCACAUAGGCAUUAGAAGGAGAAAUUUACUCAGAAGUAAAUGGAGUGUGGCUAGUUUUUAUAUAGAGGAUGUAAGUAAUUAAUUUAGUAUUAUAGUAUAAAUUUAUUUUUGAAUAGACUUUAAGAACAGUUUUAUGUUCACAGCAAAAUGGAGAGGUAAGUACAGAGAUUUCCCAUAUACCUUCUGCCCCCACAUACAUAUACCCUCCCUUAUUGUCAAUAUCCUCCAACAGAGUGCUACAUUUUUUACAAUUGAUGAACCUACAUUGACACAUCAUUAUCAUCUCAAGACCAUAAUUUACAUUAGGAUUCACUCUUGCUGUUGUCCCUUCUAUGGAUUUGAAUAAGUGUAUAAUGACAUCUAUUUAUCAUUAUAGUAUCAUAUUGAGUAGUUUCACUGCUCUAAAACUCUUCUAUGCUCUACUUAUUCAUUCUUCCUUCUUCCCUAACCCCUGACAACUACUGAUCUUUUUCUGUCUCCACAGUUUUGCUUUCUCCAGAAUGUCAUAUAGUUAAAAUCAUAUGGUAUGUAACCUUUCCAUAUUGGCUUAUUUCACAUAGUAAUAUGCAUCUGUUUUCUCCAUAACUUUUCAUGGCUUGAUAGCUCAUUUCAUUUUAGCACUGAAUAUUGUCUAUUGUCAAGUGGUAUCGCACUUUAUUCAUGUACCUACUGAAGGAUAUUUUGGUUGCUUCCCUAGUGUUGGCAGUUAUGAAUAAAGCUGCUAUAAACA
Messenger RNA from Gorilla gorilla gorilla (western lowland gorilla), 2984 nucleotides. RefSeq names its product olfactory receptor 5B2. NCBI's taxonomy places the organism in Eukaryota, Metazoa, Chordata, Mammalia, Primates, Hominidae. Gene Ontology annotation, molecular function: olfactory receptor activity; G protein-coupled receptor activity. Gene Ontology annotation, biological process: G protein-coupled receptor signaling pathway. The coding region runs from base 964 to 1890 and encodes 308 amino acids. The record is from RefSeq and is a predicted model, not a curated record. The transcript is spliced from 6 exons. Gene Ontology annotation, cellular component: membrane.